This is a messenger RNA of Drosophila subpulchrella, 312 nucleotides long. Its product is annotated as dnaJ protein homolog 1-like. The coding region runs from base 1 to 312 and encodes 103 amino acids. Gene Ontology annotation, cellular component: cytosol. Gene Ontology annotation, molecular function: protein-folding chaperone binding. The transcript has a single exon. NCBI's taxonomy places the organism in Eukaryota, Metazoa, Arthropoda, Insecta, Diptera, Drosophilidae. The record is from RefSeq and is a predicted model, not a curated record.
AUGGGGGGAACCAGGAUCACCUUCCCCAAGGAGGGUGAAGAGGUGCCCAAUCGUGCUCCCGGUGAUGUGGUGUUUGUCGGGAGAAGCCCUCAUCUCGCUAAAGCAGGCGCUUUCCUGGAAGUGGCGACGAUCCUGGGCGAGCCGCUGCAUCUCUCCACCAAGGGUAAGGUGAUCAGCCCAGACUCGACGCACCGCUUCCCAGGCCAGGGACUAACCCAUCAAAUAAACGGCUCGAGCCGCGGCGAUUUAAUCGUAGACUUCUCCAUCGAGUUCCCGAAAACAAUGUCACAGAAGGCCAGAUCCUCGCUCUAA